AUGGCUCGCGUUUCAUUCAGUCGACUGGACCACGCAAGCGCAAACGCCUCCAGUUCAAACUCAUCUCCUUCGUCCUCCCCAGAGAAAGAAAACCGCCGAAGAAACACAAAUAAACGAAACACUGGUCAUACUUCAGCAGCACUCUCUUCCAAGCGACGCUGUCUCACCGAUCGUUCCUCGAAUAUGCCCUCGCAAAUGCCUUCGUCCCAGCGCAAUAAUGGAAGAAAGUUCUAUGACCCUGAUCAGAAUCCCCAAGAACGCCGUGGGGUUCUAGGGAAAUUCAGGUCUCUAACCACAAAAUUCAACACUUCGCGAGAUACAUACCUACAAUCCGGCAGCAAUGGUAUUUUGGAAACGAUCAGAAAAGCCGAUGAGCUCUAUGUCGAUGUCAAGCAGACGUCAGAUGCCACGAUCGACUCGCGACUCCUAGCCAACGCCGCCGAUCUCUCCCACAAAAAGGCUGCUCAGCUGACUCUCGGCGAUGUCAAUGCGGGAAUCGAUGUCGAUGAGUUUGUUUCCAAGUGUAUUGGGUACAUGCGCCGUGGACCAGACCUCUCGACCAACUCACGCAACGCAGCUCCACGUGCUACUCAAAGAGAUCCCGAUGACAGCGAUGACCCAGAUGAGGGAGACGCCAUGAAUUGGGAAUGGCUUGGACGGGCCGCAUGUCUGCAGUGUAAUGCGCGACCUGUUGUGUCAAGUUGGCUACUAGGACCCCUUUCUGUUCAAAAGCGCACGCGUCAGCUUACCCAGCGCAGGGAGAAUGAGCGGUUCGACGCCACGCAGGUUAUCAGGCCCCAGGAACUACGCCAGGAAGAUCUUGCUGAACAGCAGGAUGUCAGUUUGACCGAGACAUGCAAUGCGAUUUACAAGUUACUGGCCAAAACCAUAUUCGAGAACAUAGGAAAGGUGGAAGAUAUCCUAUCUGUGGAGGACAGUGAGGAGGUAACGCAUGAAGUCAUGGACAAACAUGACAUCUGCGAUGACGGGGGCGUUCCACUUUACAAAUUCUGCAUUAAUUCCCGCUCGUUUGGCCAAAGUGUUGAGAAUCUAUUCUACGUGAGCUUCCUUGUCCGAGAUGGCCUAGUAGGCGUGAGCACAGACAGCAGAGGAAUUCCGACCCUACACAAGGUCGAUGAGCGCCCGCCCCAUGAGGCGCAAGCAAUGGGCAUGGAGAAGGCCCAAAACAUUUUCAGCCUUGAUUUCGAAUCUUGGCAAGAGCUUAUCGAGGCCUUUGGAAUCGACGAACCUAUGAUUCCGCACCGGGAGGAGCGUGCAGAGGACACCGGAACUACUUGGUAUGCUGGCGGAUAG
Molecule: messenger RNA, 1314 nt
Organism: Penicillium malachiteum
Lineage: Eukaryota; Fungi; Ascomycota; Eurotiomycetes; Eurotiales; Aspergillaceae
Exons: 3
Coding region: 1-1314 (437 amino acids)
Biological process (GO): DNA repair
Cellular component (GO): nucleus; Smc5-Smc6 complex
Source: RefSeq, a predicted model, not a curated record